AUGACAAAAACAAAAUUCCUAUCGAUAAAACCAAUAAAAUCGAAAAGAAAAAAACAAAUUCAUUACUUUGAGACUGCAGUCUUUAAAGAUAAACUUAGACUUUCGAUUGAAAGAAAUAUUCGAGAUUUUAUUUCAGAUAAAGAGGAUUUUAAUUUUAACCACACAGUUGAACAACUUUUGGCACCUUGCAAAAAAACUCGAGGAAAACGAGGUAGAAUAACACGACCUCAAAAUGCAUUCAUCUUGUAUAAAAAAGAUUUUAAUGACCAAAUAAAAAAAGAAUAUCCUAAUGCAACUUUUGCACAAAUAUCAAAAAUUAUUGGGGGAAAGUGGGCAAGUGCAUUGGAUGAAACAAAAAAUCGAUAUAUUUUGCUAGCAAAGCUUUGCAGCCGUGUUCAUCGUGAUAUCUUUCCGAAUUAUAAAUUUAUGACAAGAUUGACAAGAGAAAAAAAAGAUUAUAUUAUGCCAAAGGAAUCUAAGGAAUCUGAAAAAGAAUUGCAAAGACCAUGGUCACCUUUAUCAUCUAUUAUAGUUCCCGAAGAAUCUCAGCCGUCCUUAAACGAGCAAACAACUUUGUUCGAUCUUGGUAUUAAUAUGCCUCAAGAAAAUUAUGGAGUAGUAAACGCAUUACAAGAGACGCAGCUCAUGACUGAAUCACACUAUUUGGACCCUAUGACAGAACUAAUUGAUAUGUUUCAAUCGAAUAAACAAUUCACAACAAAUUGUCACAACUAUCCAAAUUAUUUUAACUAUGAAACGGAAUCAACAGAAAUAUUACCUUUUGAUUUAACUGAAAAUGCUUGUGUAGACACAACUUUGCCAUUUCGUUUCAGUGAAAAUACUAGCAUUGAUACAACUUUGCCUCUUCAUUUUAUUCAAAGUACGCCACAAGAUUUUAACGACUAUCCAGUCGGGACAGUAAACUCUGAUUCCUUCCUAUUUAAUACAACUUUUGAUUCUUUUGAAUCAACGAAUGAACAUUUGUAUAAUAUUUUUGAUUUAACCGAUAUUUAA
Cetraspora pellucida is the source of this 1014-nucleotide messenger RNA. The record is from the annotation of a GenBank genome assembly. NCBI's taxonomy places the organism in Eukaryota, Fungi, Glomeromycota, Glomeromycetes, Diversisporales, Gigasporaceae.